AUGAGUACCCGUGAGACCGAGCCCAACACUGGCCACUUGGCCGCGCUUGAGCGAGCCAAGCUUCGCGUUUACAGCCGAAGGAAGAAUCCAGAGUCUCCACUCAACUUUUCCGUCACCGGAGAUGCCCGGAAUGCGAUCGCGAAUGCGGCGGAGCCCAGCUCGAAUGGCACACUUGCAUCGUCACCGAUGCUCGCAGAGCUAUUGCAGCACCGCUCGGCCGAUCCCACCCCACCGAUCGUCAACGCAUUGGCGGGAUCGCUCGGCUCCCCGCGAUACCGGCGGCAGUCGAUGCGUGAUGCAGGAGCAUAUACGAGACGGCGCUCCCGCAUCCCCGAGAGUAGCAGCGCACAUGCCUCGCAGGAAGAGCACAUCCGCAACGACACCAACAUCGAAGGCGAAACCAGCAGCGGAUACACACGGCGACUCUCGAGAAGAUCGACCAAGGACAAAACCGAGCAGAAGGACAAGACCGGUAGCGAUGCAGUGCCUGACAACAUCGUGCCCAAAGAAAGCGAGGACAUUCGAGAAGCCGGAGCAGAUGGAGGAAGUGUCAAGGAGCGCCUGUCUGAAGGUCGUCCUAGUUCUUCCAAGGCAAGAAAGCGGUCGCUCUUCAAGAGGAAGGACUCGGACAGGCCAUCGGUGCCGCCAGAGCCGCCCAGCUAUGAGGACGAAUACGAAGUCAAUGCGCUUCAGCUGGCUGCCCAAAAGCGCCAGAUAUCAACAUAUGUUUCGCUCGAGAAGUGGGUGCCGUGCUGGACCAAGAUUGCUGAAUCGGAAAAACAGCUACUGGUUGAUCCGGAAACUUUUACUACUCCAACAACAGAAUCUUGGAUGAGUUUGCAAGAGUCCAUCUACUUCAUCGAAGAAGAGGGCUUCUUUGUGCCAGAGACGCCUUACUUUCCGCCACGCAACCUACGAAAGCUUGAGUUUCGUUUACGCAUGACCGAGCCCAACUACGGAAGCAAGUGGUUUGGGCCAGACCAAAAACUCUGCUUCCAGCCCAUACCUUGGCGAGUCGAUCGUCCGCGCCGAUAUGUCCGCGAUGUGCCGUUCACCCCAGUCACACGCAAGUACGGCGAUUUCUUCGAAGAACUCGAGUUUUGUGAACCAGGCAGUGCCCCGCAGAUCAAGGCGAUCGACGCCACGCACAUCGAGCGACGCAGUGCAGUGCGAUCCAUGUCGUUCAAGCCCGUGCUGGACAACCCAACCGGCUCGUACGUUAUGAUCAUCGAUUUGGUCGACAUCAGCCUGAAUGAGCACCCGCUCAUGACGGAGGAGAUGCGCUUGGCCAUCGAGAUCGAGAGCUGGGUCCGAUUGCUCAGAUCGCGCAAGAGAAACGGCAUUGUCACAUUCUUGACACGCAAGCUCGAGUCGCUGAGGGAGCAGAUGCGGGAACACCCAUACUUUGAGUUCUCCGAGGAUCCGAUCGGAGAGCUAUCCGGGCAGUCCAAAGCUGAAGGACAGCCGCAAAGCCGACAAAAACUGCACAGCUAUGAAAUCCGUGCCAUGCGUGAAAAACACGAGCGACAGGAGAAUGCGUACCUGAAGCUGCUCGAGAACAUCCGAGCCACACGUCUGUUGCGGGAUACAGAGGCACAGACCGACCGGCUGCUCGAGUUCAAGAUCCUUCAGAAAUGGGAGCAAAUGAAACAUAUCCGAGGUCAGAGCGGAUUCACGACAAGCAGCCUCAAAGUCAGCGUUAAAUGCAAGCCGCGGAGCCCCGAAGAGGACAAGGCUGGUUGGAAGCGCGAGAUCGAAGAUGAGCUCUAUGAGCUUGCAGAGGAAUACAAGAUCAAGAAGUGGAGGCACAAGCGCCUGGUUGCUGAUGAGGAGACGCGCAGGGCAGAGCGACACCCUUCUGUCCAUGAAACCGAACCCGAGUCCCCAAGCAGCGACAGCGACAAUGGUUCCCGAGACCAAGAAGGGGACGGGGCCGAGAAUCCGAUCGACGACGACGAUGACAACGAAGAACAUCAAGAGCGCCGAGAGAAGCGCCGAGAGAUUCGCAGUCGCUCUCUAUCGCGGUACUCGCGGUCGUCGCGCCGUCGGGUGUCCGACGAAGACAUUGCCACCUCUGUCGAACAAGUGUCCAAACCGCGAGAGCAGCACAAAAAGUCUCGCAAAAAGUCCAGAUCCAAGAGCAACCAGUCAGCAUCGAGGGAGACUGAUGUGCUGAACUGGGACUCAACCACGCAGCUGAGUAGCAAGUCGCGCAAAAUCGGAAACAGCAUCGAGAGCGACAUCGGCAAGGACGAAGGCAAGGCACGGAUCAAAAAGUCGCCCUUCAGGCACGGCCGUGAAGAUUUGCGGUCCGAAGACAUACUCAGCGGCAUCCCUCCACUGCCCAAGUUUGAGCUGAAGGAUGAGAAGGAAAGGAUCAAACAGCGCCUGAAAAGCAGCCACCGGCCCAUCGGCGCUCCUUCGCUGGUCAUCAUGGCAAUGCACACCGAGCCCGUGAGCGAACCCUCAAGUUGUCCAAAGGACGAGCAACUCCGCCGGCGAGAGGUCGAGAGUAGCCAUGUGUACGCCUGCAUUCGGUACAACGACAAGGAAGUGACUCGCACCAAGCCCCAGUUUAUCAACCCCACGACGUUCAAGGUUCCCUUUCUGGGCCUCGAAGACGAGUCCAAGAACCACAAGGCGUGGUCGAGUCAGUUCAAGGAAGCAUCCUUUGCCGUGCAAGUCAACGAAGUGCCCGAGAAGAUCUCUGUGCAGCUCUAUGAAAUGGGUGUGAUGGGGGACAGGCUACUCGGCGAGGUUUUCGUUCCUAUCCCAGAGCCAGCCGAAAACGCAAGCGCACUGGAUCGGGAGCCACAGCAACUCCAAUUCACUGGCACUUCGAUGAUCCGCUCGCGGAAUCUCAUGACGCUGGACGAAGGCCAGCUCUUUGAGCAAGGACAUAUCUCCGGCACCAUCCGGAUGAGUGUGGCCUGGGGGUUUGACGAGAAGGGCAACAGCCUUGGGCCCACUGUGAAGCUGAAAGGCGAGGAUCUCAGCAAGGCGCUCACCGUUGAUCCACUCUCGAAGGGCGGUAUCCAUGGCACGAUCAAUGUCAGAAGCAUCAUGAAAUGGAUAUCGGACCUGUCCAUGGAUCCGAACGACCCACGAAAUAGCCAUAUUCUCCAGCUCAAGCAGCUCUUGACUGCAUCAACGAGCGGCACGGAGCUGGGAGGGCAGACUUUUCACGAAUAUUGGUCCAGCAAGCGGUUCAUGCGCUUCCGCAUCCCGCGCAUGUUUGCGGAUGCCGCAUUCGGUGUUGGGCUCGAAUACAAUGGCAGGCCUGUAAGCAACCGACUCGAGCUGCUCACGAAACGGUUCGACAAGAAGAUCACGUUCCACGGACCUGUUCCACUCUACGACGAGCAAAUCGAGCCGUCAAACUACGAGAAUGUGGUCGAUAGCUUCCGCAGUCUGGUGGAGGACGAACAAACCGAGAACACCAAGCGCGGCGAGUUCAACUCUCAAGGCGAGCUCAUCAGACCGCAGUUUCGGUCCAAGUUCAUGAAGCGUAUCCGGGCCCACCAGCUCUUCCACAACGCCCGAGUCAACCGACCCAAGCGCGUCGAGGACUUUGUGCGGGAAGAGCGUCUCACCGAGGCCGAUCCACAGGCAGUCUUUACUCUGCAGUUUCUGAAGCCCUUCCGGCCGCUCAAGCCAAAGCGCUUGGAUCGCAUCUCGAUGGCGGUCAGUCAGCCUGAGACCUGCAAGAUCUUGGCGCAUGUCAUUCGCGGCUUCAAUCUGCCGAUCCGAAACGCAAACUCAAACAUCGUGGAUGCGGCUGCGCCUGUGGACGACAGCAAGCCCACGUUUGUGCGGCCGUACGUCGAAAUAUCGUUUCUCCAAGAACGGGUUCGCACUUCAACCGGGGACGGCCCGUUUCCUCACUGGAACGAAACCUUGGUGUUGAACGUCAAGCCCACGGACGGAGACUUUCGGCCCGAGAGUCUUCUCGAAAGCGAGCUUGGAACGUCGAUCGUGUUCAUCAACGUCUUUGACGAGUACAUUGUGGAUUUGCUGGAGGAUGAUCGAGAUCGAGAUCGAAACAUUCAUCAGCGGAAGGAGCGCAACUGGCUGGGAUCCCUCCAGAUUCCGUUCACGACCAUCCACGAGCGAAUCCGGAUGGAGGGAUACUUUGCCCUGCAGCUGCCCCCGAUCCUCCUGGGAUACGACAAGAUUGCCGGCACCAACGUGGACGACGCCGUGUACAUCAAUGUUGACUCGGGAAAUCAGGCGUCGCUGCACUUGUUCAUCACCCUCGACCCUCCUCUGAUGCAACCAAGCACCCUAAAUCUUGUGUUCAAAUCUAGGGAAGAGCCGCAUCAUCUCCGGGCCUUCCGCAAAUGGGAGACCAGUCUCAAAUAUCCAGCCCGCAACGUCAAAGCCACCUGUCUCGACAUGAACGGAUACAUCACGCUCAUUACCCGAUUCAUCCGCCCGCAGAAUCCGCCCGGCUCAUGCACCACCGUCGCCCACGCCGCGCGAUACGUGAGCUUGAUUCCGUUCCUCCCCAAUCGCACGGCCCUGGCGGCUGACUGCUCGCUGUGGUCGACAAGCGACCAGGUGCUGGACGUGGGCGCCGGCGACGGGAUCGAGCAUGCCAUCCUGCUGUGCAACUAUCUGUUGCAUCUGGGCAAGAAUGCCUUUGUCUUGCUCGGGGACGGCCGUCUGGAAACCCGGGUGGCAUUCGUGCUGAUUGUCGAGGGGCUGAAGAUCCCCAAGGUUGCUGCGAGCGGCAGCCGCGCCGGAAGCGAUUCAUCACUCCAGCAAGCACGGCCGCGCCUGAGCAUCUGGAACGGCCGACCCAAAGGCGAGAAAGACGCAAAGGCCGAUGUGGUCGUGAGCGAGGAUAGCAAGGACGCUCAGGCCACAAGUGACCCGCAGCCCGCAGAGGGACCCAAGGAGGAAGCCAAGGAGGAGUCUGCCGCCGAAGUCUCGUACAAGAUUGUGAAUCCUGGAACUGGACAGUGGCAUGCCCCAAUCGAUCCACACAACCCUGUCGUGGUCGUCAAGUGUGUCUUCAACAGUGACAAUAUCUGGGCGAACGAGCAAGAGUACGAGGAUCCGCAGCGCAUCAAUUGGAACAUCACAGACCAGAGUUUGUGGAGGCCUCUGCUCACACGAGGAUUUCCGCCCAUCAACAUGGAAUCAAUCCAGAAGGAGGAGCUGGUCUACAAGCGAUCCUCCAAGACGACACUGAGAAUACUCGAGGAGGAAAUCGAGCGAUGCGUCGUUCAGAAGAUCGAGGAGUGGCGAAAGCACCGACUGACCCGAUGGAAUCGGCUCUGCGCUCGGGUGUUCAAGUCGAUCCUGGUGACAUUCGAGGACAGCCUUCUGGAAGGCCAUAUGAUGGCCGCCGAGGCCGAUUUCGAGCGGGAGCUUGCCGCCCUUCAUGCCGUGUACCAGAUCGUGGGGUUUCCGCUGCAUAUGACCCUGACCGACAUGGACGCCGUUCUCGAGGCCGUCUAUGCGACCGACGUCCACUCGAACUUUGACGAGACGGCCGAGUUCUCGGUAUCGGUGCACUGCGUUGGAUACGACGGGGUCUUUGUGAGCAUCUGGAUCUACCUGGUUGGGCUCACAAGGACACGGCGGUAAAGACAUGAUCUGAAUGAAACGGGACCGUGUCCAUUAAUGCCCCAGAUCAACCACUGAGAGGGAACGAUCUUGGAAUGUAAUAUGUAUUCGACCAUCAGAACAGUUCCGUGGCUUCUCGACAUCAAGACGGUCGGGUUGAACGAGUUGCUCGCUGCUGCUCUGGGGUCCUGGGCAUCGUUGGUGUCGGUGAUGGGACUGCUCAAAGUGCUUGGUGAAUGUGAGUCUGCGUGGGCUCGAUGGGCACUCCCUCCUCUGUCUGCAGGACCCAGAGAAAGCGACUCCCCGACUCAGCGGCAGGACAUCUCGUUUCUGUUCGGGUGCGCUGUCGAUCAAACCGAGACAUGCCCCACUCGUUAUCGAUGAUGGUCCCCAGCCCCCGCUCGGCUCGGGACAUGUCGCCGAAACCACGAGCCAACCCAGGGUGACCCCGGCUCUGGGGGGCGCUCGUCUCUCCGACGAUCUCCGUGACUCAUUCCCGCCACAAGUC
Messenger RNA from Polychytrium aggregatum, 6082 nucleotides. RefSeq lists its product as uncharacterized. Gene Ontology annotation, biological process: protein localization to ciliary transition zone; non-motile cilium assembly. The record is from RefSeq and is a predicted model, not a curated record. Gene Ontology annotation, cellular component: ciliary transition zone. The transcript is spliced from 29 exons. Bases 1 to 5595 code for a protein of 1864 amino acids. NCBI's taxonomy places the organism in Eukaryota, Fungi, Chytridiomycota, Chytridiomycetes, Polychytriales.